Molecule: messenger RNA, 7593 nt
Organism: Punctularia strigosozonata HHB-11173 SS5
Lineage: Eukaryota; Fungi; Basidiomycota; Agaricomycetes; Corticiales; Punctulariaceae
Exons: 49
Coding region: 1-7440 (2479 amino acids)
Cellular component (GO): fungal-type vacuole membrane
Source: RefSeq, a predicted model, not a curated record
AUGGCAAUCAUGAUGCGUCAACCAGCGAACGCGUCCGCCGUCAGCCUCAAUGCUAACGCCGGGAGUGCAUACGGGUCGACGGCCUCUCUGACGCAAAAUGCGGCCGCCCCGGGCAUUGACGGCCCCUCACGGUUUUCAGAAAACAUUGGAGGGCCGGAAGAGUCAGCGGCAGCGGCGAGGGCGGCGAAUGCAAGAGGUGCUGGAGCAGGCGCGGCGGGUGCGGGUGCGGCAACUGGAGCAGCAGCUGCGCCGAAGAAACCGAUAUACAAGAGGCGAUGGUUUAUCAUUGCCAGCAUCAUUAAUGCAUGUAUCGGCAUCGCCCUCCUCUUCAUUAUCCUGUACCCGGUCGUCGCGGCCAUCGCGCAGUCCAUCAUCAACAAGAGCGUCCUUCAUGUCGAGCACGCGGACAUCUCGAAUCCCACCAACACCUCGUUUACUCUGGGGUUGCAGGGCAUCGUUACUCACACCGGAAUAUUCAAGGCCAAGAUCACGUUCACCGAGCCCAUCACCGUCUCAUGGGUGAACGGCGACAACGAGACUGAGUUGGGCGUGAUGGAUAUGGACACGCUCAAGGCGAACCACCACCGGGCAACGAUCAAUGAGACGACGACGUUCAACAUCACGAACGAGGCCGGCUUCGGCGAGUUCGCUUCGGCAAUGAUCACCCAGAAGACGUUCCAGUGGAAAUUGACGAGCAGCAAGCUGAAGGUCGCCGCGCUGAAGUUCCCGGUCGCGCACGGUCUCCACUUCAAGAAGACCAUCACGCUGAACGGUUUUGACAGCUUUAACGGCAAUGUGCAGCUCAAGAACUUUUUGCUCCCGAGCGACUCGCCUCUUGGAGGUAUCAACUACCAGGCCGACACCGCUCUCACGAACCCGAGCCCGUUCAAGCUCAGUCUCGGCACGGUCGUCUUCGAUCUGUCCUACAACAACUUGUUCCUCGGGUCCGGCACCUCGACCUCGACGAACAUUGCCCCCGGCUCGAAUGACAUCACGCUCAAAGGUCGUCUCCUCCCCCAGCAGGGCGAUGAGAACAUAGCGCAGGUUUCGACCCUCUUCACGUCGUACAUAAACGGAGAGACGUCCGAUGUGAUCGCGACCGGCCAGUCGACGUUGCUCGAAGACAAUACUACUGUGUCGUGGUUGUCCCAUGGGCUACAGAGCCUCAAGCUCCACGUACCGUUCAAGUCGUUCACGCCCAUCGACCCGAUAAAAGCGAUCAGCAUCGGCGAGAUGUCGCUCGCGUUCAGCGCGACGAACCCGUGGGCGCCGAUGGCGAGCAGCGACUCGGUGAAGGCUUCCAUGCAACUGCCGUUCGGAUUCAGCGUUUCCGUGUCCGAAAUUCAGAACGCGUUCAACAUCACCCGUAACAACGCCACAGUCGCGGGCCUCAGCACCCCGCUUGGCGCGUCGACGUCGUCCAUCUCCGUCCUGAGCUCGACCGACACCAGCGGCACGAUCGAUAUCACCAUCAACAACAGCGCGCUCACCUCCGCCGCGGACGACCACGACCACUUCUCCUCAUUCAACGCCAUGCUGACCGACAGCGAGAAGGCCGAAUUUCAACUCGUGGGACAUGCAAGGGCGAUCGCGAACAUGAGCAUCGGCCUCAUCACGCUCGACCCCAUUAAGUUCAACGUGACGUCGAGCCUGGACGGGCUGCAGGGGCUGAAGGGGAUGACGACGAUCGAGGGCGUCGACGUGCUCGGCGGGACUGAGGAAGGGCUCCAAUUGGCUGUCAACGUGUCGAUAUUCAACCCGUCAAACUUGAACCUCGAUACCGGCGAUUUGACCCUCGCACUCCAGAAAGAUGGAAACGCGCUGGGCACUACGACCCUGCCCAACUUGAAGCUGAACAGAGGCAACAACUCCAUCCAGGCGACGGCCAUAUUCGCGGCGAACAGUAACCCGACGGCUCUGCAAACACUCAACAAUUACGUCGCCCGCCAGGAUGUGCCCAUUGACAUCGCUGGGGCGUCGUAUAGCACCAAAGUUGAUUCGCUGCUGCAAGCAUUCGAGACCCUCCAGAUUGGGGCAACGCUGCCCGGCCUGAAAUCCUUCCUCUUGGAUUCUGGGUCCCUCACAGUCUUGAACUCCACUGGAAAGAGCGAUAACAUUUCUCACGUCCAAGUGAAGCUGGCCAACCCAUUUACCGCUCCCCUCCAGAUUACCAAGAUCACGUCCUCGGUUACCUCGUUCGGGAUCAACCUAGGCUCCAUCGAGACGGACACGUCGUUCCACGCGCCCGGAAAGGAGGCGACCGAUUCCCCGACGUUGCCGCUGAACAUGAACCUGGAUCCUGCUUCAAUAUUCACUCUCACCCGACAACUGGCUGUGGAAGCUGGGCUGGAUACCGCCCAACUGGAUGGGAUCGUUAAACUGGGUGGAUACGAAUACCUGAACAUCGACACCAGUACCGACGCUACUCCUGCCGCAAACUCCUCCAAGAAGCGUGACAAUAUCUACACCGGGUUCAACCUGCCUGACUUCGUGGACAAGGCGUUCAAACAGUUGAGGUCGGAUGUAAAGCUUUCAACCGAUGUCACGAUCGGAAAUUACAGCACCACGCUCCAAUACACACAAACCGAUCUGCCCAUCUCAACCGACUCGAGUCUGAACGAGCUCCUGCCCAUCCUGGCAGCCCCCAUAGUCCAAAAAGUCGUAUCGGGAUCAGUCCUUGGGAUCGAUAAUGUCCUCAUCUCGGGUGUUAAGGAGGAUUCGUUCCAAACCGCAUUGAAGGGAUCGAUCACCGAAGCUGGGCCUUUUGAUGCCUCGAUCUCGUUCCCGUCCGGCCUGGUGGUGUCAUGGUCAGGCAAACCCAUUGGCAAGAUCGCCAUGGACGACCUAAAGAUCACUGGUGACGUUGGCGGUCAAAUCGAUUUGAAAUCUGCCUUCACAGUGGUAGAUUCCGCACAAUUAGCAGAGUUCUCCAAGACUCUGCUGACUGAGGAGUCUUUCGAUUGGUCCAUCUCGGGGGAGAAUUUGAGUGUCUCUGCAUUGGGCAUCGAGGUUACUGGAAUCACCUUCGGUCCCGCAUCGGUAACAUUGAAGGGAUUCAAUGGGCUCAAGGGUGGCGUAAAGAUCAAUAGUUUCGACCUUCCCGCCAAUGACCCCGCCGGCGGCGUCAAACUCACCGUCGACUCUUCCGUAGCCAACCCCUCGCAAGUUGGCAUAGAGCUCGACUCCCUGACGUUCAACGCCUUCGCCAACGAUACCCAAAUUGGGGUUUUGACGUCGAACAGCAGCUUCACUCUUUCAUUUGGCUCGACAAUAGACCUAGGUCUUGCAGGACGUCUGAUCCCUCAAGAGUCCUCGGAUGGGUUGGCGACGGUGGCAACCAUCUUCAACAACUUCAUCCACGGCAAGGAUAGUCCGGUGUCUGUGCAUGGCCAGAGCGUGCAGCCGGAUGUGUCUUGGCUCAGCUCUGCUAUCCCGUCUUUGCAGGUCGAUACGACGCUGCCAAACCAAGGCGUUCUGGACCUCAUUAAAUCGAUCACACUGGAGCAGUUGCAGUUGAUGUUUACAGAGAAUUCCGCUUAUGGCCCCUCCUCCGGAAGCAAUGCUACGGAGGCAGCGUUCACCCUGCCAUUCGCUCUUCCGGUUGAUAUCAUCGCCUUGGAGGGAGAUUUCGUAGUCACUGUCGAUGGCGUCUCCGUCGCUGAAUUGCAAAUCCCGAUGAGCCCGGCCACAACGAAUGUGGACACUCGAGUCCUUCAGCUGAAAUUUGACGACGUGCCAUUCGCUGCUUUCGGUGACAAGCAUGAUGCCUUCAAUCAGUUCGUCGCCGCCGUCACGACAUCGAAAACGGAGAAGUUCCAUCUAUCCGGGACAAGCAACGUUAAUGCCAAAACUGGCGUCGGCGUGCUUCCGCUCACGGACAUCGCGUUUUCAGUAGACACCUCGAUCGCUGGGCUACAGGGACUGAACUCUAAGCCGACAACGGUUGGCUCAUUGGACGUCGUGCAUGGCUACUCGGAUUUCCUGCUUAUUAGCACCUCGGCUUCAUUGUUCAAUCCAAGUAAUCUGACAAUCGGCAACUUCAACCUGAUUUUCGAAAACGCGGAUAUUGGAUCGGCACUUAUGGACGGUCUCGUGAUAGUUCCUGGAGCAGCCAACUACAGCGUUGAUGUGCACUUCUCACCGCAGGGAGACGCUGUAUCAACCGGAGUUAAACUCCUCGAGAAUUAUAUCUCAGGUAUCGACUCGAGUACAACAAUCGCCGGAUCGACCGAUUCAACGCCUAUCCAAUCGCUCAAGACCGCGCUAUCUGAAAUUUCUUUGUCUCCGGUCAACAUUGCUGGCAUCAAUAUUACCCUGAUUCCGUCCACUUCGUUGACAUUCCCAACGGAUAUUCUUAAGACGGGGGUUUCCGAUGCUACGUUCGAUCUCAACGACCCUUUCACCGCCUCUUUGAACUUGCUUGUCGUGACCGCAACCGCCACAUAUCGCAACCUCACUCUCGGAAAGAUCGAUCACGUCGACCGAACAUCGAACCCAAUACAUGCCAAUGGACACUCACAGAUCACUUCGCCCACGGUACCGUUGAACUUCAACCUGCAGCCGGACGUCAUCGUCGCACUCCUCCUCGACCGAUCCCAGGAUACCGGCACUGAUCUCGGACCACUCCCUGAUCUGUUCGCCUUGGGAGCGAAGAACCCGGACGCAGGCUCAGUGAUCAAUGUUACUAUCGAGACCGACCCACCAACAUGCGUCAGCGGAACGCAAUUUGACGUCGACGAUGCGAUCCUCAAUGCUCUGAACGGCUUGCGCAUAGACCUAGCGGUCGAUUCGUCGCUCAAGAUUGACGACUACCCGGUGGAAUUGUCUUUCAAUCAGUCCAAUGUACCCGCCUUGACGGAUAAAACUGCAUUGUACUUGGUCGGAGCUGUCGCGCCCCCCAUCGUUCAGUCUUUGGUGGAUCAAGCGGAGCUAGUCUUCAGCCAGGCGCUCAUCAGUAACAUCACCGAGGACGGUUUUGAGCUCGCACUGAAGGGCUCCUUGACCAAUAUCGGUCCUCUGGAUGCUCUGAUUACAUUCACGGAACCAGUCACCGUCACAUGGGAAGGCCAAGAUAUUGCUCAGAUCGGACUAGAUCCGAUUUGCGGUGCAGCAAAUACCGGUGUACCUGACUAUGAGACAAGCGCCCACUUGACGAUCACUGAUCAGGACAAGUUUACGGACUUCGCCUCGUUCCUUCUCCUUCAGUCAUCGUUUACGUGGAACAUUCAUACCGACAAACUCAGAGUGACGGCUCUAGGUACCAUCUUCGAUGGAGUAACUUUAUCCAAGAACGUCACUUUCAAGGCGUUCAAUGGCCUCCCUGGCGUGACCAUUAGCAACUUCCAGCUACCGGGUGACGUUGACGAAGGAAUUGAGAUCGAGACCGAUUCCACAAUUCCAUCCCCUGCGCAGAUCGGCAUUGGAUUGGGUACAGUGGAAUUCAAUUCGUUCUUUGAUGGCGUGCUUGUCGGUCCCUUGACUGCCAAUAACCUGAAUCUCGCUCCGGAGUCGAUUGCCAAUGCCCACCUUUCUGGCCACAUCGUUCAGCAGAACGGCUCGGAUCUCGAAACGAUCGGAACUCUUUUCUCGAAUUUCCUUGCAGGAAAAAACCAGACAUUGGAUGUCAAGGGAUUAUCCAUCCAGCCUCCAGGGGCCAGUAGUCCUAUUGAAUGGCUGAGUACUGCCUUCAAGUCGCUAACUAUCAACGUCACUCUUCCUGGUCAGACCUUCACCAUCAUCCAAUCUAUCGCACUGGAAGACUUCAAGGUUGAGAUGACUACUGAGGACGAAGCGUUUGCACCGUUGGCUAGCUCUCAGACCGUCUUGGCAACGUACAAGAAUCCGUUCGGAUUCAGUCUGCAGGUCAUCAAGUCCGGAGAAAACAUCACUUUAUCGUCAAGUGGAGUCUCCAUAGCUUCUCUUGAGCUCCCCCUCGCGGAUGCAGUCGGCGGGGUCUCGACGGGAAAUGUGGCCCCUUUAGAUCUUUCGUUCAACAAGGUACCUCUGAAAGCGCUGAACAAUGGUGCCUUCGAGCAAUUGUUCGCGGGAGUGACGGAUACGAGUGAAGCGGACUUCCGUCUCGGCGGAACCGCCAACGUCGUAGCUAAGACGACCAUCGGAAACGUGCCGAUUUCCGGUAUUCCGUUCGAUGUCCCGUCGGGACUCAAAGGCAUUAACUCAUUUGGUGGUUCGACCAAGUUGAGCAACGUGACGAUCACAGGCAGCGGUGGAAAUGGCGGAGACGAGUUCGUCAAAGCACCGUUGACAACCGAACUCAACAAUCCGUCUAACGUCUCCCUGUCUACGAACGAUGUCUCGUUAUCCGUAACAUACAAGGAUGUUGUUCUAGGCCGCGCCGCGUUAAAUCCGUUCAACCUCACUCCCGGGACCCACGAUUACCCUGCCGAGUUUCAAUACGCACCUGCCGACGCCAAUGACACCACCGCCCAGAGUUUCCUCACGGACUUCCUCCAGACAAGCAAUGAUUUGCCCCUCACCAUCCAAGGCGACAGUUCUUCAUCGCCGUAUGGCUCGCUUGUACCCGCUCUUGAAGGUGUCAAACUCUCGUCCAGCCUCACGGGGAUGGAUGUCCCGCCGAUAAUCUCACACGUCAACGUCUUCAUCACGCUCGAGACCUUGUUCACGAACGAAGUCGACGUCAACUUCGAUAUCACCAACCCGCUCGAUACGGAGCUGGUUGUCGAGCUCGCUCAGUCGGACGCGAAGGUGAACGGGGACACGUUCGCGAUAUUCACGCAGCCGUUCUCGUCAUUCGUCGUCCCCCCGCACAGUACGGCGAACAGCGGGACGUUCCCCCACGUUUUGCUCGUUAAGGGUGCGCUCGCUAGCUUGGGCAUCAUUCCUCUUGGGUAUUUGGACAUAUCUGCGGCGACGAGUGUUCGCGCCGGCUCCGGCGGGUACUUGAUCCCCUGGCUCAAGCUGCAACAAGACCAUGUACCUACUGACUACUCCGUGUCCCUUACCGACGCAGACAUAGCGUCGGCGCUCGCAUCCGGGGUCAGUUCCGUGGCGUCUGCCGUGAAGAGCGACGUGUCCGGCGUCGUUAGCCAUAUCAGCAGCGAUGUGUCAGGCAUCGUCAGCCACAUCAGCAGUGACGUGUCCGGCGUCGUGAGCCACGUCUCCAGCGCCAUAAGCCACGCCGCGAGCGAUGUGAGCUCUGUGGUCGGCGGGAUCACGAGCGCGGUAGGAGACGUGACGAGCGCGAUAGGAGGAGACAUCACGAGCGCGGUCGGAGGGCUGACGCAUGGACUGGCGUCGCCAACGCAGGCACCAUCGAGCAGCGCGGCGGACAAGGCGUCCUCAGUCGUAUCUGGCGUCGAAAGCAAAGUUACGGCGGCGGCAGGCGCGUUCACCUCUGCCCUUUUGAAAGCGCCGGUGUCCAGCGGGGAGGCGGCUUCGGCAUCUUCCGCUUCGACAUGAUAGUAGCCGGAUCAAUCCGGACGAAGAUCUACGAACACUCCCUUCCGGGUUUCCGAAACUUUUUACGGCGUGCUUUUUUCUUCUUCCUGCUAUCGGACCGUUCAUCUGGAUGCCUUUUUAUACCUAUACUACUCAGUCAUCCCGACACCGCAU